GACCUUCUCAUGUCAGGGGACUUCAGGGGCCCUGGAGUACCGUCUCCAUAAAGAGGGAGACCCAUAUCCUGGGCACAUGCAGACCCUGCUGGAGCCUGGGAACAAGGCUAAGUCGUCCAUCCCAUCCCUUGACUGGAGUCAUGCAGGGCGAUAUCGUUGUAACUAUCAAACUCCUGCUGGCUGGUCAGAGUUCAGUGAUCCCCUGGAACUGGUGGUCACAGGAUACCACUACAGCAAACCCAGCCUCUCAGCUCAGUAUAGCCCUGCAGUAGCCUCAGGGGGGAACAUCGUCCUCCAGUGUGUCUCAGGACACCAAUAUGACAGAUUCGUGCUGAAGAAGGAAGAACCACAGGAGCUCUCCUGGACCCUGACCCCACAGUAUACAUAUUCCACAGGGCAGUACCAGGCCCUGUUUUCUGUGGGCCCCGUGAUCCCCAGUCAAAAGUGGAGGCUCAGAUGCUACAGCUAUAAUCUGAGGAGCCCACAGCUGUGGUCAGAACCCAGUGACCCCCUGGAGCUCCAGGUCUCAGAGACUCACCACAAACCCACCAUCAGGGCUGAGCCAAGCUCUGUGAUCGCCUCAGGCAGUCACGUGACCAUCUGGUGUCAGGGGAUUCUCAAUGCCCAAGAAUAUAUUCUGCAGAAAGAGGGAAGCUCAGCACCCUGGGACACACAGAUCCCAAUGGAGCCCGGGGACAAGGCCAAGUUCUCCAUCUCAUCCAUGACAGAGCAAUAUGCAGGGCGAUAUUGUUGUUACUAUUACAGUCCUGCUGGCUGGACUCAGUGCAGUGACGCCCUGGAGCUGGUGAUGACAGUCCACAGUAAACCUCAGCUGUCAGCCCUGCCCAGCCCUGUGGUGACCUCAGGAGAGAACAUGACCCUCCAGUGUGUCUCACGACAUGGAUAUGGUGGGUUCACUCUGACCAGGGAAGGAGGACAGAAGACCUCCACUUCCCAGGACUCACAGUACUUAGCCUCCACUGGUCAGUUCCAGGCUCUGUUUACUGUGGGUCCUGUGACCCCCAGCAUCGGGGGACCAUUCCGUUGUCACGGCUAUUAUAAGAGAAGACCACAGGUGUGGUCACAACUCAGUGACCCCCUGGAAAUACACGUCUCAGGGCAGGCCAAGGAGCCAUCCCUGCUGACCCAGCCAGGACCUAUCCUGGCCCCUGGAGAGAACGUGACCCUCCAGUGCAGCUCUGACAUCAGCUACAAUCACUUUGCCCUGUUCAAAGAGAAGGAAACUGGUCUCUCCUACAGUCCUGGCCAACAGCUGCAGGCUGGUCUAUUUCAGGCCAGCUUCCCACUGGGCCCUGUGAGGGUCCACACUGGAGGCCGGUACAGGUGCUAUGGUGCACACAGCCUCUCCUCAGAGUGGUCAGCCCCUAGUAAGGCCGUGGACAUCCUGGUCACAGGACAGCUCCCUGUCACACCCUCCCUCUCUGUGAAGCCAGGCCACACCGUGUCCUCAGGAGAGAAUGUGACCCUGCUGUGUCAGUCAUGGAGCCAGAUGGACUCUUUUCUUCUGUUGAAGAAGGGGGCUGUCCAUCCCCAGCUGUAUCAAAGAUCAAAGUUCCAAGAUCAACAGUAUAAGGCCGAAUUCUCCAUGAGUGCUGUGACCUCGGCCCUCAGGGGCACCUACAGGUGCUAUGGUGCUCGAAGCUCAUCCCCCUACCAGUUGUCACAGCCCAGUGCCCCUGUGGAGCUUGUGGUGUCAGGAUCCUCUGGGGGCAGCAGCACACAACGCACAGGACCCAGUUCCACAGCUGGACUGGAAACGUACCAGAAGAUUCUGAUUGGGGUCUCAGUGACUUUCCUCCUGUUGCUCUUCCUCCUCAUCCUCUUCCUCCUCCUUCUCCGACACAGGUGUCAAGGCCAACAAAGGAAGGGCGCCCAGACAGAAGCUAACUUGCAUCUUCCUACAGGGACUGCAGAACCAGUGCUAAGGGACAGAGGUCCUCAGAAGAGAUCCAACCCAGUCGCUGCCAUCCAGGAAGAAGACCUGUAUGCAGCUGUAAAGGACACACAGCCUGAGGACAACAUGGAGCUGGACAGUUGGAGCCAGACUGAGGAAGGCACCCAAGGGGAGACAUAUGCCCAGGUAAAUAGCUUCAGGAUCCAGAGGGCAGGAGCUGUCAUGUCAAGGGAAUUCCUGGACACAAAGGAUGGACAGUCAGGAGAGGACAGAGAGAUGGACAGACAGCCUAAUACAUCCGAGGAGCCUCAGGAUGUGACCUAUGCCCAGCUGUGCAACAUGACACUCAGACGGGGGACAGCUGCACCUCCUUCCUCCAAGGCAGGGGGGCUCCCAGAGGAACCCAGUGUGUAUGCUGCUCUGGCCUCCACUCACCCACAUGCUGUUCCCAGGGACACUGAGUAGUGACCCUCAGCCUCCCAAGAUGGCUAACGGCAACCUCCAGGAGAUUCUGGGAAGUUGUGGCAACCUCCAGGAGAUUCUGGGAACUUGUGGGAACCUGACUGCUCUUAGAGAUAAUAUCCCAAGCUUUUGAAAUAAACUAAAUUUCUCAAUAGUCAAUAAGUGUA
Nannospalax galili (Upper Galilee mountains blind mole rat) is the source of this 2544-nucleotide messenger RNA. Its product is annotated as leukocyte immunoglobulin-like receptor subfamily B member 3. Gene Ontology annotation, biological process: cytokine-mediated signaling pathway. The record is from RefSeq and is a predicted model, not a curated record. The transcript has 13 exons. The coding region runs from base 77 to 2380 and encodes 767 amino acids. NCBI's taxonomy places the organism in Eukaryota, Metazoa, Chordata, Mammalia, Rodentia, Spalacidae. Gene Ontology annotation, molecular function: inhibitory MHC class I receptor activity.